AUGAUCGCCUCACACGGAGCGCGACUUGCGGCACAGCAAAUGAGUUCGAAGUAUGCAAUUCAGACCAUGACGCUAUUCACACCUGCCUUACCACUAAUGGCAAUGCAUCACUGCCUGCUGGGAUGCACGUAUAAUGCGCGGAUCAUAUCAUUCCUACCAGAAAUCGGCCACUCUACCCCUCAAAUUUUGAUCAAAUUCUUCACAAGACACAAUACGUGCGGAGGCCACUCCUCUCAGAGUCAAGCACUGCAGUCUUCUGCUGCUGAUACUCGGCGUCUUGGGUGCUUGUGUUGCAAGAUGACAACGUUGGUCCAGAUGGUGAAAAGCGGCAUAACUCGUUUCCAGAUCCCAUUUCAGAGGAUUUGGAAGCAUGGGAAAGUCCGUUUUCUCUAUAACAUCUUCAUAAUUGCCUUAGCCAUCCUUACCAGAUAUGCUUCUCUACCUUUGCAUCAACAAACACUCUACUGGGAAGAACCCAGCAACGAGCCCCUGCAAGAUCACAUCACUGAGGUAAAAGCAGUGAAGAACGAGCCGAGAAUAUCCGACUUAGACAAAGACUACGCCAUGCCGCCUUCUGCUAGUGUCAAUAAUGCGUGGUCUUCUCUGCUUCCGAAAGAAGGCGGCUUCUUCGAACACCCUGCUAUCACAUCUAGUGCUAGUUGGUUUUGCUGUGUUCCAUCAUCUCCACUGCCUCGAUGUGUUGCGCCUAGCACUGUACGAGCUUUACCCAGACACCAAAGGCUAUCAGCUAAUACUUCUCAUUUCACGUCCCAUCUGAAUCACGAUGGCGCACAUUCCACCAUGGAUGCCGACUCAUCCUAUGACAUAUUCCAUGUUGGCCACUAUUUGAUGACCGAAAAUUUAGAGCCCAAUUCUGGCGGAGGUACCGGCUUGGGACUGAGCACCGAUGUGUUAAGUGGCAAGAACUGA
Molecule: messenger RNA, 930 nt
Organism: Colletotrichum lupini
Lineage: Eukaryota; Fungi; Ascomycota; Sordariomycetes; Glomerellales; Glomerellaceae
Exons: 6
Coding region: 1-930 (309 amino acids)
Source: RefSeq, a predicted model, not a curated record